AGUAUUCAACAAGCUUUCCAUUUGGAUUAACAACUAACGCCGUCGCCAUGUCAACUCACAUGGCCAAUCUGCAUAUUUUGCUGUCCUUGCUGCUGAUCUGCUCGACGCAGGCUGCCAAUCUGUCGCAGCUGGUCAAGAAGCAGACGCAAGUGAAGCAGCCGCAGCAGCAGCAGCAACAGCAGCAGCAGGCAGCGAGCCACAUGGCUGCGGCUGGGCAGCAGUAUGCGCAUGAGGCGGAGCUGCCAGCAGAGCAGCAGCAGGAUAUGAAGAGCGAAGAGGAGGAUGAUUCAUAUCAGAUGAUGCACGAGUUCAAGCAGGAUUCACGCAUGCCGGCCUCUGCAACGAACUUUGCUUGGAAUCCAUAUACAGCAGCAGCUGCCGCCGCCACUGCAGCUAAUCCAUUUGAAAGCAUGGCACCGCCUGCACCGGCUCUGCCCAUGCCCAAGAUGCUGCCAUUUAUUGGGUAUGCACAGCCGCUGCUAAUACCCUUUCCGCUGUACAUAGCCCCAGACAUGUUCUAUCCCAGCUAUCCGGGCGCUGGCAACGAUCUGGAAGAUGUGGUCAUGUCGCGUGCCGCCGGCGAUCGUCGUCCGUCCGCUGCUCAAGCGGCUCGCAACUCGCCCAUUUACUAUGUGCGCUUGCCGCCCACGCCGUACAUGUUUGUGCCCACCAACCUGGCACCGACCCCAUUUGCCAACAGCUUCUCGCCACUGCUCACCUAUCAGCCCAUGCCCACGUUCUCCACCUUUGGCUCGGUCUUCAAUCUGCCCGUCAACUUUCUGGCCAACGGCAAGCCCUCCGGCAUUUAUCAGAUGAACGGCGCCGCCGGGGAUAUGGCAUCAUAUACACCUGGAUAUGGCAGCAACUUCAAUUUGCGCCCGCCCACACCGACCAAUCCGUAUAGACCGCCUCCGGUCGCCAACUACGGCCAUGCGCCCCAGAAGCAGGGCUUCGGGCUGGCCUCACUGCCGGCUCCGCAGCAGGACUCCAAGUUGACAUCACUGAAGCGUCCCUUUCUGUUUAAUGGGCGCCCCGAGGACAUCUAUAUUCUGCCCAACAAUGUGAACUCGCUGUACAACUACAACGAGCAGAACUACUACUGAUAUGUGGUGGGCGUGGCAGCAACUAAAAGUAUUACUGAAUGCAUUUCAAA
Molecule: messenger RNA, 1153 nt
Organism: Drosophila arizonae
Lineage: Eukaryota; Metazoa; Arthropoda; Insecta; Diptera; Drosophilidae
Source: RefSeq, a predicted model, not a curated record